Molecule: messenger RNA, 997 nt
Organism: Perkinsus marinus ATCC 50983
Lineage: Eukaryota; Perkinsozoa; Perkinsida; Perkinsidae
Exons: 1
Molecular function (GO): nucleic acid binding; zinc ion binding
Source: RefSeq, a predicted model, not a curated record
AUGAAGGACUAUGAUGUUGCUUCUAACAUUGCGACUAAGUCGUCGUCGACCUCUAAGUUCUUGGGUGAGGACGAUGAUAGAAGCGGUUCUACCUUCGUCCGUGAAAUUUUGUCUGCUCUAGAAGGCCAUGAUGCUGUUACUAAAUAUCUAUGGGCCAAGCAGAAUAUGGAGAAGUCUAUCUGGGCCAAACUUAUCAAGGGUACUGAACCGCCUACUAGAUGUUAUGUCGACUAUGAGAAACACCUCGAUCGGCUAUGCUCUACUAUUCGCAAGCUCUAUGACAAUGAUGAUGCUAUUGCGAAAGCUGAAGUCAAGUUCGUUACUUGUCGUCAAGGUAACUCUGAGUCUCUCGCUAGGUAUGUCAAGAGGCUCGAGUCUAUUGUCACCGAACUUCACUUCAUGGGUAUUCGUACGUACGAGUACAUCCUCAAACGUCGUCUCUACGAUGGUCUCAACUCCGACUACCUACGAGAAAAGGUCGACAAGGAACUGAGUGACCCUAAGGUUUCCUAUGAGAAGUUUGUCUCUUAUCUAUCUAACUUUGAGCGCCGACGUCUAGGCCGUGAACAACGACAGAAACUCUAUGAUGAGAUCGUUAAUUCUCGCUUGAGGUCUAAUGAUAAGACCGCCAAGCCAGCUACCUCUAAGGUUCACACCUUAGGUGAUACGACUACCGACUAUGAGGAGCCACAGUUAUGUUCUACUGGUGCUGACCCUAUGUCUAUCAAGUGCUAUCGGUGCCUUCAAUCUGGUCACCCAGCACGUCUAUGUCGUGGUAAGCUUAGCGACCUCGAGUCCCGUUGUUCUAAGUGUGGUAAUCCUAAUCACACUAAGGAUUCGUGUGAAAUCCCCCCUAAGUCCUUGAACUGUCAAAGAUGUCUACAGCAUGGACAUCUAGCCUAUGUAUGCCCUGCGUCCAAGCCCAUUGACUCUGACUCUCACAAGAAAGGUAAAGGCAAGACUAUGAAGUCUACUAAACACAAGUUCAAGAUGGGUG